This is a messenger RNA of Vigna angularis (adzuki bean), 1403 nucleotides long. RefSeq lists its product as hypothetical. The coding region runs from base 77 to 1072 and encodes 331 amino acids. The transcript has 11 exons. The record is from RefSeq and is a predicted model, not a curated record. Lineage: Eukaryota; Viridiplantae; Streptophyta; Magnoliopsida; Fabales; Fabaceae.
AUGCGUAAAACCUGAAGCAUCACUGGAGAGGUGUCUCUCUCUCCCGCCAUUGAAGUAGCUAUCUAUCGUUCUGAGAAUGAGAAUACACGCAUUUUGUGUCUCCGCUUUUGCUUUUACGAUUUCUCCUUUUCCUAACCCUAAGGGUGCACUUUUGCAAGAUUGGAAACUUCGAAAGCAUGCGUUGAGCUUGAGGCUCACGCCAUUUCCUUGGAAUUCAAGUUGCAGAAAGAGGAGGAGAACUUUCAUCUGUGCAGCCAAUCAAGAAGCUGAGGAUGCUUUUAAGAAGACUGUUGAAAUUGAUAGGCUCAUAGAUACACUCAGAGAAGCUAAUCCUCGCGAACUUCAGCAACUUGUUGUUGAAAACAUUCUUGCUUUCAAUCCUAGCUUUUGGGUUCGACUUGCGGCAAGGACUGAUACUUGCAAGUCUGAGGAUGAUAAAAAAGAUUAUGAAGAAUUGGCUGCAUCGGUCAUGAGUGUGGUGGAUUGUGUGGUGCAUAAGACUAAGGAGAAGAUAGAGUCUUCCACCGAUGUAUUGAAGGGAGUACUAAAACCUGUGAUUGAUGAGGAAGGAGAGAUUCCAUGGCCUCCUAGAGAUCCCCAUGCCGUAACAUUGAUGGAAAAGGAAAUAAGUCAGAGGGAACAAGAAGGACAACUAGAUGAAGGCUUCCUCGCUGAAGUUAAUGCACAGCUUCGACAAGCAAAGGAAGACGGUGAUAAGCCUGGGCUCGAGGCUAUGUUGCAAAAGGUGUUGCAGCUCUAUGCUUCCAAAGUUCUCUCAAAACGUAGUUAUGCCAUUAAAGGGAAGGAAGUGUUAAAGGACGAGCAGUUCCUUGAAACCAUAAUCCAAGCUCCUGAACAAGAGUGGAACAAUAUUUUGAUCAAUGGAUUGACAAUUGGUGCGGGGAAUAUUUCAGCAGAGGAGCUCUUCGCUGUCUUAAAGAAACGAAUUGAACGCGUUUUGAUUCGAACGGAGGGAGGCUCUUACCGACAGCGCAUUCUGACAGAGUACCUGAGAGGCAUUGAAAAAAGAACAGAAGAGAUUGUUCAAGCGCUUCAGGGGAAACCACAAUAGCAUUUUCUUCGAACCUGAAAAUGGCUUGGCAGUUAGAAUGUCAUAAACCAAAGUAAUGUUCUGCAUGGUGCUGGAAGUGGGUUAUUAUUUGUGAAGCAGAUCAAGCUGAUUCAAUGAGCUGGAGAAAUAUAAUCACAUAUCUUCAAUCAGUAGCAAUACUCACACGGAUCAGAAGAUUGGCUUUCAGAAUAGUAUCUGUCGACUUUCAUAUUCAGGUAGCAGGUUAAGUAAUCUCUCCUGGAAGAAAAUAUACAUAUUUAUUGUAAUAUUGGAAUCUGGAAAAAUUAUUUUAAAAAAUAAAUAUAAUCAUUUGUGGUUUAAAUUUUGUUAA